This is a messenger RNA of Aedes aegypti (yellow fever mosquito), 1259 nucleotides long. Its product is annotated as ADP-ribosylation factor-like protein 13B. Bases 129 to 1169 code for a protein of 346 amino acids. Gene Ontology annotation, cellular component: ciliary membrane; non-motile cilium. The transcript is spliced from 6 exons. NCBI's taxonomy places the organism in Eukaryota, Metazoa, Arthropoda, Insecta, Diptera, Culicidae. Gene Ontology annotation, molecular function: GTPase activity; GTP binding. Gene Ontology annotation, biological process: receptor localization to non-motile cilium; non-motile cilium assembly. The record is from RefSeq and is a predicted model, not a curated record.
GUAACAUUCAAUAGCAACGUUGUAAUAAAGUGUAGACAAGACAAGUGUCCGGUUAUAAAUCAGGAAAAUAGAUAAAUGUUACUUUCAUCUCGCACGGGUCAGUGAUAUAUUAUUGGCAAUUAAUACCGAUGGGAAACUUUAUUCAACGUUGCUGUGCCUGUACUCAACCUGAAGAUGAUGUAUUAGGACUACUGUUGAUUGGACUAGAUGGUACAGGAAAAACCGAACUUGCUUACAAAAUCUGUGAAACUAAACGAGAUGAGUAUUUGCAAACUAAAGGUUGCAGAGUGUUCAACGCAAAUAUAGCUGGGACAAAGGUUCAACUGACUGAAAUUGGAGGGGCACCGGAGUUUCGAGACCUAUGGAAAUAUUACUUUCUAGAUAUGUUUGCUGUAAUAUUCGUGAUAGAUGCUUCCAGUAUCAACAACAUAUGCCAGUCUUACAAAAUAUUUAAAAAUCUGAUGGCACAUGACUUCCUGAUAGGCAAACCUUUCCUAAUCAUCGCCAACAAGCAAGAUUUGCCAGGAUCGGUAGAUUGCAUAGAUAUCUGUGAAUACUUAGACGUCGAAUUCCUGGCCAAUAAAUUCAGAAACCCUUGUAUGUUGGAAGCUUGCGGCAACUGGGCCAAUGAGUCGAAUGAAUACGAUGGCUUAAAGCUGGGGAUCAAUUGGCUUGUGAAAACCAUAAUUGCCAACAAACAGUUCCUCACCAAUAGAAUAAACUUUCAUCGUGGGAUGUUGGAGCACAGCUCUAAAUUGUUCCAAAGCCAUCGUCCAUGCACCGGAAUCCGACGAAAGAGCUCAAGAUUUAGCAUACGAGAGUUACGACCAAAAACAGCUCCCUCGGAGUAUCGUAGCUGGCUGAGGGAAAACGACAACAACUAUUUAUCUAAAAGAAACAGCGUGGCUUCCGAAAGAAGUGGAAAAAGUCAGGUCACCAACAUGGGUACUACUGAAACCACUGCAGACUCCAACAGCAAUCCAGACGAACUAUCGAUGGUCGAAGAAGUUACUGAAAGCACCGAAGCCGUGACCACGAUGAAUGAGAAUCACACCGAAACUAUAGUCCUCAUAACAAAUCGACCAACUGAAGAUUUAACUGUUGAGGACCUCUCUUUGACGUUACAUAAUUCAGAAGCUAACAAAAUGUUGAACGGGAUUGUCGUAUAACAUAACACUAUACACACCUAUUAAAUAUUGCUCUUGUGCCAAACACUGUAGUUUGAUUUUGCGGGUAAAUAAAUCUGUAGAGAACCUUAA